Molecule: messenger RNA, 4471 nt
Organism: Passer domesticus (house sparrow)
Lineage: Eukaryota; Metazoa; Chordata; Aves; Passeriformes; Passeridae
Gene: BMAL2
Product: basic helix-loop-helix ARNT like 2
Exons: 17
Coding region: 161-2032 (623 amino acids)
Biological process (GO): regulation of transcription by RNA polymerase II
Cellular component (GO): cytoplasm; aryl hydrocarbon receptor complex; transcription regulator complex
Molecular function (GO): protein dimerization activity; DNA-binding transcription factor activity, RNA polymerase II-specific; RNA polymerase II cis-regulatory region sequence-specific DNA binding
Source: RefSeq, a predicted model, not a curated record
GAUGUGAACGUGGCGGGGCGGGCGUGCUGAGGGGCGGCUGGCGGGAGCAGCCUGCGGUCCCUCCCCGACGCCGGCGGCUCCUCCUCUGCUCACCUCAGCUCACCCCUUGCAUGCCGGCGGUGCCGGGGGCGCUGUGGAGCGGGGUACGGGGCCGCCCGCCAUGGCCGAAGCAGGAGCGGGAAGCACUGAGAGCGCCGAGGAGCGGCGGGCGGCGGAAGAUAAGUUCUCUGUGGAUGGGAGCCCAUGCGUGGCCUGUGGAGGGCCCAGCCUCAUGAAUCCAGUCACUAAGGCUGCCACCACCACUUCUUUCAAUGCUGCCGUGCCUGACAUUCCAAGGAAACGCAAGGGAAGUGAUUCUGAUAACCAGGAUACAGUUGAAGCUGAUGGUGAUCCUCAGAAAAGGAGUGAAGAUGAAGAACAUAUUAAAGUAAAAGAUUUCAGAGAGGCUCACAGUCAAACAGAGAAAAGAAGAAGAGACAAAAUGAAUAAUUUGAUAGAGGAAUUGUCUGCCAUGAUACCACAGUGCAAUCCCAUGGCACGAAAGCUGGACAAACUCACAGUGCUACGGAUGGCUGUGCAGCACUUGAAGUCUUUAAAAGGUUCCAGUAGCUGCUACUCAGAAGUCCGGUAUAAACCUUCAUUUUUGAAGGAUGAUGAACUGCGACAGUUAAUCCUUAGGGCUGCAGAUGGAUUCCUGUUUGUGGUUGGAUGCAACAGAGGAAAAAUUCUGUUUGUCUCUGAAUCAGUUUGCAAAAUACUUAAUUAUGAUCAGGCCAGUUUAAUUGGACAAAGUUUAUUUGAUUACUUACAUCCAAAAGAUGUUGCAAAAGUUAAGGAGCAACUUUCUUCAUCGGACGUCUCGCCUAGGGAGAAGCUUGUAGAUGGCAAAACUGGCUUGCAAGUACACACAGAUUUCCAAGCUGGACCAGCUCGGCUGAACUCUGGUGCUCGACGUUCCUUCUUCUGUCGCAUAAAGUGUAGCAGGACCACAGUCAAAGAGGAGAAGGAGUGUUUGCCCAACCCAAAGAAGAAAGAUCACAGAAAAUACUGCACCAUUCACUGUACUGGGUAUUUGAAGAACUGGCCUCCUAAUGAGGUGGGAGUAGAAGAGGAAAAUGAUGUAGAAAAGGACAGUAGUAACUUUAACUGUCUUGUUGCGAUUGGGAGGUUACACCCUUAUAUUGUUCCACAAAAGAGUGGAGAGAUAAAAGUCAAAGCAACAGAAUUUGUUACACGAUUUGCCAUGGAUGGAAAAUUUGUUUAUGUAGAUCAGCGCGCAACAGCAAUUUUAGGGUAUCUGCCACAAGAGCUUCUAGGAACUUCUUGUUAUGAGUACUGCCAUCAAGAUGAUCACAAUCACCUAGCUGAAAAACACAAAGAAGUGUUGCAGAACAAAGAAAAAGUAUUUACAAAUUCCUACAAAUUUAGAGCAAAAGAUGGGACUUUUGUUACUUUAAAGAGUCAGUGGUUCAGUUUCAUGAAUCCUUGGACCAAAGAGCUGGAGUACAUUGUAUCAAACAACACUGUGGUACUAGGUCAUAAGGAAUCAGCUGAAGAAGAGGUCCUCUACAGUUCCCAACCUGCAGAAGAUGCUGUAAAACAGUCUUUAGUAAGUGUACCUGGAAUGUCCUCUGGAACAGUUCUUGGUGCUGGAAGUAUAGGAACUGAAAUUGCAAAUGAAAUAUUAGAAUUACAAAGGUUGCAUUCUUCACCCUCUGGAGAAUUAAAUCCAUCACAUCUCCUCAGAAAGUCACCUUCUCCAGCUUUAAAUAUGAACUGCAGCGAUGUGCCAAAUAAAGAGUUGAUUCAGUUAUGUCCUUCAGAAACAGAAGCUCUAGAGAAUUCAGAGCAAACCCAGGGUGCUAUUCCAUUGCCCAGUAAUGAACCUCUCCUCAGUGGCAAUUCUCAGCUGGACUUUGAUGCCAUCUGUGAGAACGAUGACACUGUGAUGACAGCUCUGAUGAAUUACCUGGAGGCUGAUGGGGGCCUGGGAGACACAGCUGACCUCAGUGAUAUCCAGUGGGCUCUCUAGAGCUGCUUCUGGGAGUAAGGGAAUGUCAAAACCCCUCAUGCACAACAACUCUACAUCCUCAGUACUGUAUCGGAGUUUUGUAAUGGUUCCUUUGAAUUCAGACUUGUUGUCUCUGGAUUUUUAAAGACUAGAGUCUUGUUCAGAGAGACAUAUCUUCUACUGCACCUACGGACAAAUGCAAUAUUUUAUUCAUGAUGAGGAAACCUUGAAAUUUUAAUAUUGAACCAUCUGUAACUGGAAUGCUUAGAACACUUACUAUAUUUUUGCUAAGAAGCUUUAACCAAAAGGUACUGUACAAUGUACAUGAUUACUUUUUCUUAGUUUUAAUGCUUCAAACUUUUAUUUAUUGUUUUUGUUUCAAGUUGCAGAAUAUUAGUUAUCCAUGUUACUUUCUCUAGAACCUAUUGUACUUACAUGGUUUGAGAAUAUUUGUAACUAUUAAAUUUAAUUGAAAUAACAAUUUGCAUACACUACAGCUGUAAAAUAAGGUAUUGUAAUUCUCAAACCAUGCAGUUUGUGACUCCUUGCACUUCUCAGCAGUGCAAUUUUUGCAGUCAAAGGUGAAAAUGAAGCCUACAGUUCUGGGAGCAAGGAUUGGGAUUGGAUCACCCUAAUAAACAGAAGAGAAUGUUUUGAGAAAAACACUCAUUUUCCCAAUACACAAACAUGAGAAAGGAAUAAGAAAAGAGCAACAAACUCUUAAUUACUGUUUUGUAUUAUUUGUAAUGUAUUAUUAGAGAGGCAGUGCAUAGAACCAGAGAAAAAUAAUGCUCUAUUUGUAAUAAAGCACUUUGGUCUUGUCCCACGCUCAUUACUAACUAGAGAAGCGUAAAUGGAUAGUCUUGGUUCCAGAGUGAGGCUUGCACUGUCUGUUGGUGAAAAAAUGUUAAAAGUCUAGAGCAUCUUUUAUGUUUUUGGAGAGAUUGGGAGAAUUUUCUACUGCUUGAGUGUGUGACUUUUAAAAAUCUCUCUGUACUAUAGCUUUGUAAGUAAAUGCUAUGCAGGAUGAUCUUUUUGGAACAGCUUUUGCAAGGAUUGUAUCCCAUUACAACAAAUGACUCAAGAACAUGGCAGUUUAGAGGUUGCAUUAGAACAACAUAGCACUAAUAUAGCAAGAGGAUCUUUUUAUCUCGAAUGUUUAAACAAAUUUUUGCAUAGAUUAUAUAUAAUAAAAUUACAGAUUUUUUUAAUGUGUUCUUCAUGUUUGGGUUUUGGUAGGUUCUUUUUUAUUUUUUUUUUUGGGGUUGUAUUUUUGGUGGGUUUUUUUUAAUUUUUUUUAUUCUGGUAAUGAAAGGAAAGCAUUUGAAGAUAUCUGGUACAUGUGUAUCUUUUUAAUACAUGUAUUUAAAUGUAGGUACAACCCUAACCUCUCUCACUCCAGGUGAGGAUAGCAGCCUGGGCUGGUGUUUUUGGGAAGGCUAGAGUUGGGAACAAAUGGAUUUGGCCGUCACUAGAUGUCAUCCUUAUGCUGCUGGGGAGCCACCCUGUCCUCAUGAGGACACAAUCUGGACAUGAAGUGGCUUCCUCUGCUUGACAGAGAAUAUUAUAGACAAUAUGACUCCUUUGUCAAACGAUGCAUUUUUUGUGAUGGUGAUUUGCUAGAAUGGCUUCUUGGAUUGAUUUUUUGUUUUUUUUUUUAACUCUGCAGAAUUUUUUUUUUUGGCAUUUAAUUUGCAUGUCAUUUACUGCAUUCAGAUCUCUUUUUUACAUACAUGGGGCCAAAAUAAUCAGUUCUCUUGCUUUAUUAGAAUAAAUUUUUCUGAUUUUUCUGAAUUUUGGGGUAUAUCAUGGAGCAAAAUGGAGGAAAUAAGCAGGCACUUUCUAAGAACUGAUAGAAAUCUAUUUGUGUAAAUGAAAUUUGAGAUUCUGCCAUUAUAAAAUGCAUUUUCUCUUUUCUAUUCUAGAAGCGAAUUCUAAAUAAACCAGCAAAUACUGUAGCUCAUAGAUAAAUGACUACACAAAUAACUUAAAAUUAUACAGACUUUAUUAGAACAGUUUUUUAAACUGGAUUAGUUUGGAAACAUGGCAGCUGUUGUUACUGCAGGAGCAAAUUAAUUCUUUCACAAGAUAAGUUUCUAGACACAAACCACUAUUUUUGGAUUCUUGGCUAUCCCUAAAAAAUAAAACCAAAAAUGUAACUUGGAUUCUUUUGCAGUCAAUGACAAAUAUUGUAACUUUCAAUUAAUUUAUUAGAUUUUCCCUUUACUAUUUGUAAGUUUUUUUCUGGCUUAAAGCAGCCUUUUCAAGAAAAAGUGUCACUUGUAAAUAUUUCUAGUGAAAUUAAUAGAUAUUUUUGAAUACAAUUGAGAUAGUAUGUGCUUAUCUUUGUUUGUAUAACAACACAAUUCUAGUAAGAUACUGACAGUUUGUUCCUGGCAUGGUGCAGGUAAUGAUAGGAUGUGGUUAAACCAGGUCAAUAAAUACUGUUUUGAUACCCUG